This is a messenger RNA of Xyrauchen texanus (razorback sucker), 3365 nucleotides long. Its product is annotated as apical junction component 1 homolog. The coding region runs from base 177 to 3365 and encodes 1062 amino acids. The transcript has 2 exons. The record is from RefSeq and is a predicted model, not a curated record. Gene Ontology annotation, cellular component: apical junction complex; plasma membrane. Lineage: Eukaryota; Metazoa; Chordata; Actinopteri; Cypriniformes; Catostomidae. Gene Ontology annotation, biological process: cell-cell junction organization.
AUGCCGCCCACCCACACCAGCUAAUAAGAUAUGGAGACUAAACUUUCAUUGAAAGGAACAGUCUCUGAUUAAAGAGUUAUGAGUCCUGAGAUUACCAGCAGGAUCUGGAUCUGAUCUGAACUAUGGAUGAAGACGGAGACACCAACUGAGGGGAAAAAUAACGGGGUCCCUUUAAGAUGACACGUACAGACCCCCCUGAUAUAUUAACAUCAACUUUGUAUCAAGACAUAAAAAUUAGCCCUAACUCUGGGUUCUCACAGUAUUCUGAAUCUUCUAAACAAUGUGAUUCCCAAAUGGUUGGCCCACUGGAUCAAAACUUUGAAAUCAUUAACAAAAGACAUUGCCGUAGCUUUGACUUCAUUGAGUCUCUGGAUGAUCCAAAGACCUUUACCUCAUCCAUGGAGUAUCCUUACCGGUCUGAUCAACAUACAAUAAAUAAGGAUGCUGUUCGGAAUGGUAUUGGACAGCAGGGACACUUACGUUUUUCCUCUCCGGAUCUGUUCAACUCGAGACUCUCCCAACAACAAAUUAGCACAGACAAAGGCAAUGACACAGCAAGGACUAGUGUUCAUGGCAAGCCUCACUCAAAAAGUGCUCCAAGGGUUCGAGCCACCUUGACCCCUAUACCUAUCACAGUCUCUCCACCUGCAACCAUGAGGCGUCGAUCUCCAGUGGAUCCUCAGAAGAGACCUGAAGGUUUACCAAACCGAGAAACCUCCCAUUCAACAAACAGGGCUUUAGUUAACGAGGUUCAUCCUAUCAAGCUACAACCUCAAAUGCCCAUGUAUGUUUCUGAUUGUUUUGAGGAGAACAAACAGGAGAAGCUAACACAAGCCAACACUCCCCAUGUCAGGUGCCGUGUUGAUAUUAAGCCAGACGCCUCAGUUCUUCAGCACACUGCAAGAGAGAUGUCUACUCACAGAAGUAAUGUUCCCUGGCAGCUCUCUUCUGCAUCAGGGAUCAGGAACCUUUCUUUUCCAAGUCAGAUAUCCACCUGCAGAACACCUACUCCUAGUGAGUGUUACAGCAUGGACUACAGGCCAGCAUAUCAGUAUCCAAACAGCAUGUUCAGUAGUUACAUUCAGCCUGGAGAGAUCUCAUUUGGAAGGGCUUCUCCUAGAGACUCAAGGGAAUACAGAACACUGUCUAACCCAAACAUUCCAACAAAGUUCUUCUACACAGAUGAUCCUUGCAGGUAUCCAGCUCAGCCACCCAGUAGAACAUAUUAUCAGGAUGACCAAUACAGUAUUAACAGCAGUACCAGCCAAAAUCCCUCCCUCAGUAAUCAGUAUGUACUUGACCCAAGGACUCGCUGGGUUCAUACUUUGCCAACACAUUCGUACUAUGGUGAUUUUCAUCAUGAGCCUAUGGAUGGAUCCUACAAUAGACAAUAUUCAGUGAGUGAGCCAGGGCCAUACUUCAUAUCUACCCCUCACACUGAAACAUACUGUCAGGAGGAUCCAAGAGCAUUUGCCUUUCCCUCUGACCCUUCAAAGAUGUUAUAUACACGGCCUUGCCAUUACCCAGCAGAAUUAAACAUUCCUAUGAGAGGAUACCAUACAGAGGGACGCCAACGCCCACGUACAUCCCAGGUCUUUUCAGACGACUGGCACCGGUCAAGCAUUGCUACAUAUUCCAGUCAGUAUGCAUCCUCACAGGCAACCCCUCAGCGGAUCCCAUCGUUAAGCCCAUGGUAUCCCAAUGACUUUACUGAGCCAAGCCGUUUAGGUGCAGAUGUCAGGAAUUUCUCAAAAUCUUGGGACAACAUUCUCAUUCCUCACAUGGACAGAGAACAUGGUAUUUCACGAGGCAGGAGCUAUGAUAACCUUCUCCAUCACGGGAGGCCAGGAGUUCCUUCUAAUAAUAGUCAACGACCAGUUAUUGUGAACCUUUCUAGUUCGCCCAGACGUUAUGCUGCAUUGUCCCUCUCUGAAAACUGUCUGGAGAAGUGUGCUGGUGACAGGCAAAGCAGUGCAGGGCGGCACUGGUUUUUAACCCCAGAGAUUACAAUCACUGAUAAUGACAUCCGUGCAGCAAACAGCAGCAAGAGAAAUGGGGGAUCUAGUGGAUCUCAAACUGCAAACACACAUAACUUACAGAGACCUGUAAACCCACCUGAACCCACAGAGAGGAAAAGCAAUAAUUAUUCCCUACAGCAAAGCCUUGAACAGCUUGACGAGCUUCUCGCUGACUUAGUCAUUGAUUACAAACCUCAAAAUAGCAGGCGACCAAGUAAGGAUUUGAUAGACCAACUCAAACAAUUGAUUAAAGAUGAUGACACAAAAGAAGGGAAGAGAGAAACAGAUCAAGAGGAUUCAGGACUUUUGAAAACAGACUCUUCAAAGACUAGCCCAGACACACUUAAAGAUCCAGAUAGUGGUUGUGAGGGGUUUCAGAGGAGCAUUGAGGAUAUCUCUUUGAACCAUAUGACAGAUGAGGACGACACUAUGGUGUGCUCCAACAGGAAAUGCUUACGUAAAGACACUACAUUCAAUGCAUCCUUGUACUUCAAGUCCUGCCACAGCUGUUAUACCCACUACUGUUCCAGAAACUGUAGGCGAGAAGACUGGGACACACAUAAAGAAAGCUGUCAUUAUGGCCGCAUCAGUAGCGUUUGCAGGCAUAUACUAAAACACUGUCGAGAGAACUCCGAGGUUCAUAAAGUCUUUUCACGCAUUGCUCGGGUGGGGUAUCUGUCGCGAGGGAGAGGAGUUCUGUUUCUGGGUUUUCAAAACCCAGGGUCUGCAGAUAACUUUCUCCAGGUUGGUCUUAAAAGCCUUAUGCUUUCUCCGACAUAUCUGUCAGUUAGAGAGCUAGACAGUUUCAAAGACAAACUUGGAGAAUACUGCAAAGAGUUGCAGCAUGCAGGCAAGGAGUAUGACCCCACUGAAUGUUUCCUCUUGAAUGUAUCCAUAGCUGUUGGAGACUUUGUGCCUAAACUUCCUUCACCUAAAUUGCAAUCAUCAACAGUUCGCAAGUAUGCCAAAGUCUCAUUAGCCUCCUCAAGCCCAGAUAAGAAAAUCUUUAAGAAAGAAUGUGAAAUGGAGACACUAAUUCUCACUCCGCCUCCUGGGACAUCAGACAUAAACAAGGAGGGCCAAGAGGGCAGGAAAGCAAGAGAGAUAUGUUUCAUUAACAUCCAAAGGGAACUCCGAACCCGAGGGGUCUUCCUUCGCCACGAGUUCCCACAAAUAUACAACCAGCUUUGCGAGUUUGUUGAGAGCAACAAAAGAUUCACUCCUACCACCAUCUAUCCCAUAGACAAGAGAACAGGAAAACAGUUCAUGUGUAUGAUCAUGGCAGCAUCUGAACCAAGAAUGCUGGACUGGGUUGGUGCACCACACCUUUUAGAUGACAUUAUAUAA